Molecule: messenger RNA, 2099 nt
Organism: Cajanus cajan (pigeon pea)
Lineage: Eukaryota; Viridiplantae; Streptophyta; Magnoliopsida; Fabales; Fabaceae
Source: RefSeq, a predicted model, not a curated record
GUAUGCAAUAGAGAUGAGAUACAUGUCUACGUUGACCUGCAGCGAGAAGAGAGAAAGCGUAGCAGUAGUUGCAUGAAGGAGAUGAUGAUGGGUCUCUUACAAUUACAGGAUCCGCCAUGGUCGCAGCUUCGGACACCUUUGUCUGAUUUCCUCUUUCUUUGGAUUCCACUUCUCAUGGGACUGAGUCGAACUUCAAGACCUGUUCUUCCAUCCAAAUCUCCAUUUCAUAGUCCCUCACAUUCUCGCUCUAAAACCAUGAAGACAACACAGAUCUUUGGUGUGUCUCUGUCGCUCAUUCUUAUCAACUUGGCUGCUAUUAUGGAGCGUGCAGAUGAAAACCUUCUUCCAUCUGUCUACAAAGAAGUUAGUGAAACAUUUAAUGCAGGACCAUCUGAUUUGGGUUACCUCACAUUCAUAAGGAACUUUGUUCAGGGAUUGUCAUCUCCUCUGGCUGGUAUACUUGUUAUCAACUAUGAUCGCCCAACAAUUCUUGCUGUGGGCACUUUCUGCUGGGCUUUAUCUACAGCUGCUGUGGGUGUUUGCCACGAUUUUCUUCAGGUUGCAUUCUGGAGAGCAAUAAAUGGCUUUGGUUUGGCAAUUGUGAUUCCAGCACUUCAGUCUUUCAUUGCUGAUAGCUACAAGGAUGGAGUGAGAGGAACUGGAUUUGGAUUGCUGAGCCUUAUUGGUAACUUAGGAGGCAUAGGAGGUGGUGUUUUGGCUACUGUCAUGGCUGGACAACAGUUUUGGGGCAUUCAAGGAUGGAGAUGUGCCUUCAUUUUGAUGGCAACUUUGAGUGCAUUAAUUGGAUUCCUUGUUUUACUAUACGUUGUUGAUCCAAGAAAAAGACUUCCCGCCACUCGUGAUGCUCUUGAGAGUUCAGACAGGGUUGACUCUAUCUAUAAAGGCAAUGCUAGUGCAGCGUCAGUUUGGAUUGAUUCUUGGGCAGCCACGAAAGCAGUGAUCAAAGUGCAAACAUUUCAAAUAAUUGUCUUACAAGGCAUUAUUGGGUCACUGCCAUGGACUGCCAUGGUGUUCUUCACAAUGUGGUUCGAACUAAUUGGUUUUGAUAACAAUACGUCAGCAACUCUCCUGAGUCUUUUUGCUAUUGGAUGUGCUAUGGGCUCCUUCAUUGGUGGAUCAAUAGCUGAUCAAUUAUCACAAGUGUACCCUCAUUCUGCUCGUAUCAUGUGCGCACAGUUUAGUGCCUUUAUGGGCAUUCCAUUCUCAUGGAUUCUUCUUAAGGUGAUCCCUCAGUCAGUAAGUAGUUUCCUUACCUUCUCUGUCACCCUCUUUAUAAUGGGUCUGACUAUCAGCUGGAACGGUGCGGCUGCCAAUGCUCCUAUGUUUGCUGAGGUAGUUCCCGUCAAACACCGUACCAUGAUUUAUGCAUUUGAUCGAGCUUUCGAGGGCUCGUUUUCUUCUAUUGCGGCUCCUUUGGUUGGGAUUCUUUCUGAGAAAAUGUUUGGUUAUGACUCAAAGUCUGUUGAUCGCAUCAAAGGAUCUACACCAGAGGCUCUUGCCUUGUCAAAGGGCCUUCUUUCAAUGAUGGCUGUUCCAUUUGGAUUGUGUUGUUUAUGCUACACCCCUCUAUAUUACGUAUUUAAGCGGGACCGUGAAAAUGCUAGAAUGGUUGCAGUGAAAGAGGAGGAGAUGAUGUGAUAAUCACUUUUUUUAAGAGGCCCUCUGACUAUCCUCUGCUUGUGAAUUGGGUCCCUAUUUGAAUGGAGCUUAGAGCUCCAAGAAAACGUGCUAUCAUCUUCCCCAGUACACACAACUUUUGAAACCAACUUCGAUCAUUUGUUUUCUAUUCGAAGAAUCCAGAUUAACCUACAUUCGUGGUUCUGUCAUGUCGAGGCUUCUUACUGAGGAUUGUACUCCUUCUGACUUGAGCCAUUGCUUAUUCUUGAGAUGUCAUAUCUAGCGGAGCGGAUCGGAAAUAUCAUUCAUGCACACGUCUUAUUAGCUACAAUACAAACUUAAAAACAUAUUCAGGAUAAGGAAACUCAUGCUCAUACUGUUUUUUGGGAAGAUCAUUUUGAUUUCCUACAAUUGUACACUGUAAAAUACACAAGUAAAUUUGCAUUUUUUAUUCGACUAAA